AUGCCCCGUCUCAGGCUAGCACUCGGGCGUAGGACAUUCGUCUUGCUCGCCACGGCUUUCAUCUGCACAUGCCUCUAUCUGGCAUCUCAGUACAAGGAUGCCGCACCUUAUCUCGACAGCAUCCUGGGCGCAUCACAAAGCCACCUUGGCUUCGACAACUCUUUCUCUCAUCUCGAUGGGCUCAUGAGCUCAGACCAAGCCAGCGAGAUUCUGCGCGCUCCAGUUCCAAACGUGGAUCCGUCGCAAUACGUCGACACGUUGAUAGGCACACUCAAAGGCGGCAAUGUCUUCGCUGGUCCCUCCACACCCUUUGGCAGUGUCAAGCCUGGACUCGACUCAAUCGUGGGCAACAACCAAGCUGGCUUUGUGCCCGAUGGCGUCUCUCCCAUCCGUGGCGUCAGCGCCUUGCACGACGACGGAACCGGAGGAUAUCCCUCGCUCGGCAUGUCCUCGCUUCUGCCUCAGUACUGCCAGCUCGCCAACAACGAGGCAGCAUCCGAAUGCAAAUGGGCCACAGAUGGUAGAGCCACCAACAUCUCGUUCGAAUCCGUAUCGAGCUCCCCGGGUCGUUUCAGCUUCAAGCUGCAGAACGGCAUUGGGAUCCAGUUCUCUUCCACUGACCGCGCCGCCAUGUAUACCUUUGACUAUUCGCCAGUCCUACGCCAACCCUCGGUGCCAGUCUACCCAGGAUCGCCAUCCAGACCCGAGGUCGCAGCUGACCCUCCAUCAGUAGUCCAGGAGAAGCGCGCUAUCCUCUUAUUUGACCACAUCUCCGAUCUUCGCUAUAGCGGUGGUCGAAACGUCAACAACACCCUCACCACAUCGAAUUUCACCCUCCCACCACCCGCGGGCAGUGCAUCUGCGGUUCCAGUCACUCGCGUCGAGACCAGCGCCUUGUUCUUGCCCUCCUUUGGCGUCGGCAACUUUACCGUCUACUCCUGUCUCGAUGUACCCUACGCUAGCUCCUUCGAUAUCUACCUUCGCAGGGAUCUGAAACCCAAGAUGACCAGCAUCGAAGGCAUUCAAGUCGCAGGCGGCAUCGUCCUCACUGUGGAUCGAGAUACGCUCAAGGGUGCCACCCUCAACGGCGUUCUUCCUGUCCGCAUGGGUAUCAGUUGGACCUCCACGGCUGCUGCCUGCAAGUACGCCGAGUCGGAGCUUCCCAAUUUCCACGUCAAAGGCAACUUUGACUCGGUCGUCCAACAGAGCCGCUCGAAAUGGAACCAUCUCCUCGGCGAUACACUCUGGAUUUCCCAAGAGGGCGUCACCCAUGCCGACCUCACCCUCUUCUAUUCGUCCCUCUACCGCUCCUUCCUCUCUCCGAACAAUGUUACAGGCGACAACCCUCGCUUCCAGACCACCAAGCCGUCCUACGACUCGCUCUACUGCAUCUGGGAUAGCGCACGCACCGUGCAUCCCCUUUGGGUGCUGCUUGCGCCCAAGGUGCAGGCCGAAGUGCUCCAAGCCGUCGUCGAAAUCCAGAAGCACGAAGGGUGGUUGCCGGACUGCAGGAUGUCCACCGACCAAGGCUGGACCCAGGGGGGUAGCAAUGCCGAGAUGAUGCUCAGCGACUCGUACGUCAAAGGCAUCCUCGCCAACGACACCGCCUUCUGGGAGGAUGCGCUCCAAGCCAUGCUCAAGGAUGCCCAGGACGAGCCGGUCUCGUGGGGCCAAGUGGGCAGAGGAGGCAUUGCGGCGCGUGCCAAACUCGGAUACGUUCCCACCGGCCCUUCCGGGGGUGCGCUGGUUCUAGGCUCCGUUCCAGGUCGCAGCGCGUCCCGAACGGUCGAGUACGCCUUCAACGAUUUUAGCAUCGCCCUCGUUGCGGCCGGUCUGCGACGCCGAGAGCUCUACGACACCUACCGUCGACUCACCGACGACACGUUCAAUCUGUGGAAUCCCGACAUUGUCUCGGACGGCUUUUCGGGCUUCCUCCAACCGCGCGACGAGAACGGCACCUGGGUCUACCAGGAUCCCAAACGCUGCUCUUCCGCACUGGAACCGCUCUCUUGUUUCCUCAACAUCGGCGGCGGUGAGUUUUACGAAGCGUCGGCCUGGCAAUACUCGUAUUUCGCGCCUCAAGACGCAGCGAAGCUAGUGGAAUUGAUGGGCGGGCACAAACGUUUCGUGCAACGAUACGAUCACAUGUGGAAGAACGAAUACGCGGAUAUCGGCAACGAGCCGGCGUUCCUUGCGCUCUAUUCGGCCAACUUUGCGAUCGGCGGCUAUUCUCACACGGUGGACCAGGUCGUGAGCAUCAUCAGGAGCAAGUUCGAUACGACCAAGACGGGUUUGCCGGGCAACGAUGACAUUGGCGCCAUGGGAAGUUUUGUCGUCUGGUCGCAUUUCGGGUUCUAUCCGGUUGCCGGGACGGGCGUGUAUCUGCUCAGCACGCCAUUGUUGAGCGCCUUUGCCAUCACCAACCAGAUGACGGGCAAGAUCUUCCGUCUCACGACCAGGGGUUUCGACGGUGCGAAGAAGAACAAGUACAUUGUCGAGGCGAGGUUGGAUGGUAAGCCGUACACCAAGACUUGGUUAUGUCACAGCGUCUUUGCCGAGGGAGCGACGUUGGAAUUGACGCUGGGUCCCAAGCCAAGUCGCACCUUCGGGAUGAAAGAGGACGACCUGCCACCGAGUCUUUCCACGGGUGGGUACCGCUACGAUUCGUCGUAUCUGGGUUGUUGA
Molecule: messenger RNA, 2685 nt
Organism: Kalmanozyma brasiliensis GHG001
Lineage: Eukaryota; Fungi; Basidiomycota; Ustilaginomycetes; Ustilaginales
Product: Glycosyl hydrolase family 92
Exons: 1
Coding region: 1-2685 (894 amino acids)
Biological process (GO): glycoprotein catabolic process; protein quality control for misfolded or incompletely synthesized proteins; protein deglycosylation
Cellular component (GO): nucleus; cytosol
Molecular function (GO): carbohydrate binding; peptide-N4-(N-acetyl-beta-glucosaminyl)asparagine amidase activity
Source: RefSeq, a predicted model, not a curated record